Messenger RNA from Cladophialophora carrionii CBS 160.54, 1533 nucleotides. RefSeq lists its product as uncharacterized. The coding region runs from base 1 to 1533 and encodes 510 amino acids. The transcript has a single exon. The record is from RefSeq and is a predicted model, not a curated record. Lineage: Eukaryota; Fungi; Ascomycota; Eurotiomycetes; Chaetothyriales; Herpotrichiellaceae.
AUGGAUCAAGCCUUGAAGGCCCGGAAGAUGGGAUCCGCUUCCGCUAGGCGGAGAAAGAUGCAGGAACGACAGCAGCAGCAGGCGCUGGACCGAGAGAGACACGUGGAGCACAAGAGGAGGAUUUUGAUGUACGAUCACAGGGCGGAUCGUCAGUCUGCGUAUAUGGAUGACCUGGAAUACGAUGUAGCAGACGAGUGCGACGGCAGCGCUGGACGUUCUGACCGAGAGUCGUCUGUCGAAACGCAGUCGGAGAGAAGUGCAUCCACGCCGGACGACAUGCUGCAGAAUAAAACUACAUUUGGCGGACAACCCUCGACCACCUCGCACACUCUCACGGCGCUCAAAAUCCAGAUACCCGACGAAGAUGAGGUCCUCCACCGAAUGGAGCUGGACGAGAACCGAAUCAUCAUCCCUCCCUCUCCAAAACCACUCCUCCAGGCGUCGCUCGCUACCCUGUCUGACUUCCGAUACGACCGAUACUCAACGAUCCUAGACUCUCCACUGUCGGAGACACUCAGUCCUGACCUCGACACGGACGAGACGUUUUCCCCAAUCGAAACAGCUACGCCUAUCUCCUAUCAACAGCCGAAGUCGCGGCCGUCGCUGAUUUCCAUAGUCAGCGUAUCUGAUCGAAGCAAACGGCGGACGGCUUCUCUGCAAAGCCCACUGUCGCAGAUGGUGCAGCAGACGGUAGAAAGACCCACGAAGCGUCAGUCAACAAGCAGUAUCCGCGCCGCCUUUCCCGCGGCUGAAGCAACUCUCUUCGAAGUGCCUAAUCUGCCCGAUAACGCUUUCGAGCUCAUUGCCAGUGCUAGCCAAGAGUCCCUGCCGUUAUCAGGCAAGGAAGUACCAAGGUCAAAAGCUGAACGAAAACCAAGCAUGCCUCGUCUUUCGACAGCGCUGAGCCAUGCACGCAUGAGCAGCAUCAAGAGCCUUAUCAAGACCCCCACAACUGCCACUCCCUCUGCGACGCGCCGGACGUCGAUCUCUCGCCCCUCAAGUCACAUCAGCAGACCUUCCACCGCAAGCGUGCCUGCGUCGGAAGUUGCGUCAAUAAUGAGGAACCCAGCCGCGUUGAGCAGCUCGAGCGACCUCAAUUCGAUGACUCGUCCACCAACAUCUCACAGCUCUUCGAUUUCGAUGGCAGGAGCGGGCAACACCAUGACAGCCUUGCCAUCGCUGCCCACACCCCCAGCUGAUGACGGUGUCUCGGAUCCCCUUGCGGCUAAACCCGCUAUGCAAAGAAAGAAGUCCUUCUCCGCCCUACGAAGAAGAAGUGAGAGCAUUGGACAAGCGAUUAAAGGCCUUAGCAAACUCACACCCAAGCAUGAUGUUCCCUUACCAACAACGCCUAGCAUAAUGACGCCGAAGCGGUUGCAAGAAUUCGAUCUUUCCAAGUUUCCUACUCCGCCUCUGCCUUCCCCGCGAACUGGCCAGAGUAGCGCAAGCUCUUUCACAUCUUCUCGAGCGCGGAGUAGCGGAGGGUUUGUUGGGCUAGGGCUCCGGAGUGUUGAAGGUCUGUCACAAAGAUAG